Guillardia theta CCMP2712 is the source of this 816-nucleotide messenger RNA. RefSeq lists its product as hypothetical. The transcript has 11 exons. Bases 1 to 816 code for a protein of 271 amino acids. Lineage: Eukaryota; Cryptophyceae; Pyrenomonadales; Geminigeraceae. The record is from RefSeq and is a predicted model, not a curated record.
AUGAGGCGUCCUGGCAUGAUGGAUGUGAUCAGCGCGAUGUCAACCAGGGGGGUCGACAUGCCGAAUCCGUCUGUCGCAGCCAUGAUGGCAGCGAGGCAGAUGAACUCGAUGCUGCCGCCUGGGCGCUCUUCCCCUCCUCAUUGGCAGGGCAACUGGAGAGGGAGGGAGGGAAGAGACGGGCGAGACCUGAGGUCGGAAGGGUUCGAGAAGAGAGCGAGAUGGUCCAAGGAACAAGAUGCGUUGGGAUACGAUUCGGUGGGAAGGAAGAGGAACUCCCUAGAAGAGCAAAGAGAUAAGAAACAAGAGUCGAAGAGGCGGAGGACCGGCGAGGGCGCAGGGCAGAGUGACGAGGAGGAGGAAGGAGAGCUGCAUGAAGAUUACGCCGAGAAGAAAACAUCCAAGUCAGACGACAAGGCAGAAACCAAAACGGAAGAGCAAACCAAAUACAGCAGUGGGGAAGAGGAAGAGGAAGAGGAGCUUGCGAUCUUCCGCCAUGACAGCGACGAUGAAGCUGAGGUGGAGGAGGAGAGCUCGAUCCCUAGCAAAGCUCCGGCUGAAGAACCGUCGUUGCAAUCGCUCAAGGAUGAAAUCAAUCGCCUGAAAGAGGAGAAUCUGAGGCUGAAGGAAGAGAACUCAUCGCUCAAGGAGCAGAACGACAUGCUCUGGUCGCUGCACAUGGAUGGGAAUGGAGCCAACGUCGACCAGGACAAGGAGAACAAGGAGCAGGAGGGGCAGACUGCAGAGAAGGGGAAAGAUGGAGAGGAGGGGCAAGAGAACGAGGGGAAGGAGGAGGAGAAAGAGGAAGAGGGCGCUUGA